Molecule: messenger RNA, 1253 nt
Organism: Cantharellus anzutake
Lineage: Eukaryota; Fungi; Basidiomycota; Agaricomycetes; Cantharellales; Hydnaceae
Exons: 3
Coding region: 53-1210 (385 amino acids)
Source: RefSeq, a predicted model, not a curated record
UUCGCUGCACCAACUAGGACCUCCCCUCACGAUCCGACCAAACUUAUCACGAAUGUCUUGCGACUGUGGACUUCCAAGUUUACCGACCAACAGACUUGAUCACAAUUCCACAUCGUUACCCCGCGGCUCACAAACUUUUCUUGUGGAGGGCCGCCGAUUCAUGAUUCCGAAAGCUCUAGUGGCUCAAAAUGGCGAUAUUAUUCUCGAAAUCGGUGCAGCUGGAGGACCUGAAGAGGCCAUCACGUUGGAUGAUCAUUCCGGAGCCUUUGAGGAUUUUGUGGAUGUUCUGAUGAAUCCUCUCAGAUCUUGCCUGCUACAGCCUUCUCCCCCGUUGGGGAAAAUCCUGAACGUUCUUCAAAUCUCACACAAGUACGGUUGCGAAGUCGUCGAGGAUACUGCACGGUCCCUGGCAGUUCGGAUGACUACCAAAGAGGAGAUAAAAUCGCACAUCGGACCCUUCCUACCAGCAGUGAAUGUUUACCGCAUCGGAGUGAAGGUCUUCGAACCAUCAAUCUACCGAAACGCAUGGGAAUUGAUUCUUGAAUCAUUCCGGGAGCACAGAAUGACGGCGCGCGAUCUCAUUAACGAGGGUCGUCACUCCGGCUUGGAUGAAUUAUUGGCAUCUGCUCUCUAUGAGGUAAUGAUUUUGGGACGAGAGAGGUGGGACAGAGAAGGUCUAAGCUCUAAAGCACGCCAGGCUCUCACAAGGGCCAUGUUAAGCUGCACCGAAGAUUGGGACGCUUUUGUGCUCCGAUUAGCUUCAGGAAAUCUCGAAGACCCCCGCCAACAGUUACGAUGGCGAGAUCGGACUUCGGCGUCCUUUAUACACCCAACACCCGGAAAUGAACCCAUUACUCAGACUUCAUCCCGUUGCAGCAGCCACAACCGCCGUCCAUAUAGAACCGACCUCGCGAGAAUUUCCCAAAUCCAUGCGUUCUACAAAGUUCCUACCUAUGAUAUCAUUGGAAGGUUAUCAAGGAUCACGGACGAGGAUUCGAAUGUCCCGUUUGCGCGUUGUUCAGAACAUUGUUCAUCACAUAACUGCCAGUCUCGCCACUGUUCGGAUUGCUGGAAGACUGUUGUAUUUCACGCGUACGAAACAAAAGCUUUCAUAGAGUCGCAUCUGCCAUUCUGCUUUUUUGAGGAACAACACCAGAGGCCCGGUUUGGAGAUGGACGGACCGGACACAAUGGACGAUCCUGAUCUGUAAUACCCAUGUGCUCGUCUAUACUGUGCCAUUAGAGUAAUAUAAC